AUGAAGGCUAUAUUUGACCUCGUGUUCGCCAUUGGAGCUCAGAUACGAGGAAUUGGCAAUGACUCGAAUAUUACCACUUCUUACUUUUUGCGCGCUCGCGCUGCAGCAUUUAAAGGCAUGUUGAUGUCCCAAACUCUAGAUACGGUGCGGGUAUUUACCCUCCUUGCAUUCUAUACACUUGGUGCCUGCAACAGAAAUGCUGCCUCGAUGUUUUUGGGUAUUGCAGCUAAGGCUGCCGUCAUUUUGAACCUCAAUGGCACCGGAAAUGACGAUAAGCUCUCAGAAGAGGAAGUUUGCGCCAGGUUUACCCGCUAG
Messenger RNA from Aspergillus oryzae RIB40, 315 nucleotides. RefSeq names its product fungal specific transcription factor domain-containing protein. The transcript has 2 exons. Gene Ontology annotation, molecular function: RNA polymerase II cis-regulatory region sequence-specific DNA binding; DNA-binding transcription factor activity, RNA polymerase II-specific. Gene Ontology annotation, cellular component: nucleus. The record is from RefSeq and is a predicted model, not a curated record. NCBI's taxonomy places the organism in Eukaryota, Fungi, Ascomycota, Eurotiomycetes, Eurotiales, Aspergillaceae. The coding region runs from base 1 to 315 and encodes 104 amino acids. Gene Ontology annotation, biological process: positive regulation of transcription from RNA polymerase II promoter by galactose.